GGCCCCCUCCCGCCUCAUGUGGCCCGGCCCGCGGCGGCCGGCGGCUGAAAGCGGCGAGGCGGCGGCGCGCGAAGCCCGGAAGGCGGUGACCGAGGCCCAGGCGGCAGACCGGAGCGGCGGGAGCGGGGCCCGGGCCGGCUCUCGAGCGGCCGCCGGCUCAGCAUGCGCGCCCGCCGGGGUCUGCUGCGGCUGCCGCGCCGCUCGCUGCUCGCCGCGCUCUUCUUUUUCUCGCUGUCGUCUUCGCUGCUCUACUUCGUCUAUGUGGCGCCCGGAAUAGUGAAUACCUACCUCUUCAUGGUGCAGGCUCAGGGCAUCUUGCUUCGGGACAAUGUGAGGACCAUUGGUGCCCAGGUGUAUGAGCAGGUGGUCCGCAGCGCCUAUGCCAAGAGGAACAGCAGCCUGAAUGACUCAGAUUAUCCUCUGGACUUGAACCACAGUGAAGCCUUCCCUCCAACCACAACAUUUCUUCCUGAAGAUUUCACCUACUUUGCCAACCACCCUUGCCCAGAGAGGCUCCCUUCCAUGAAGGGCCCAAUAGACAUAAACAUGAGUGAGAUCAGAAUGGACGAUAUUCACGAGCUCUUCUCCAGAGACCCAGCCAUUAAGCUUGGAGGCCACUGGAAGCCUUCGGACUGUGUGCCUCGAUGGAAGGUGGCCAUCCUCAUCCCCUUCCGGAACCGCCAUGAACAUCUCCCGGUCCUCCUGCGACACCUGCUCCCCAUGCUUCAGCGCCAGCGCCUGCAGUUUGCUUUCUAUGUAGUUGAGCAAGUUGGCACCCAGCCCUUUAACCGAGCCAUGCUUUUCAAUGUCGGCUUUCUAGAAGCCAUGAAGGACUUGGACUGGGAUUGCCUGAUCUUUCAUGAUGUGGAUCAUAUCCCUGAGAGCGACCGCAACUACUAUGGCUGUGGACAGAUGCCCAGGCACUUCGCAACUAAACUGGACAAAUACAUGUACCUGCUUCCUUAUGCAGAGUUUUUUGGUGGAGUGAGUGGCCUGACUGUAGAACAGUUUCAGAAAAUCAAUGGCUUUCCUAAUGCCUUCUGGGGCUGGGGCGGAGAAGAUGACGACCUGUGGAACAGGGUACAAAAUGCAGGCUAUUCUGUGAGUCGGCCAGAAGGGGACACAGGAAAAUACAAGUCCAUUCCUCACCACCAUCGAGGAGAAGUCCAGUUUCUUGGAAGGUAUGCUCUUCUGAGGAAGUCAAAGGAGCGGCAAGGACUGGAUGGCCUCAACAACCUGAACUACUUUGCAAACAUCACAUAUGACGCCUUGUAUAAAAACAUAACUGUCAACUUGACACCCGAGCUGGCUCAGGUGACUGAGUACUGAGAUGCGGAGAGAAGCCGCAUCCGCCUACCCACCACCCCCUCAAAAGCGCUGUGAUGCGCCAUCCUGAGGUCAACCCAGCACGAGGACAGAAAGAGCGUGGAGUACAGAACCGUAGGGUUCCAGAAAACUGUCACAGAGCACACGCACAAAGGCCUUCGCUGUAGGCCCAAACAGGGACAGGCGGCUUGGGGACACCUCUCAUCAGCACUGGCUUCAUUCUACAAGACAGAUGUCUGCCCUGCUGCCCUCUUCCGUCCCCACCCUAGGGCCAGCCUAGGUGCCCUCAGAUGGAUGGCCAAGCCCAGAGGCCACCCUGGCUUGAAGCAGGAGGACCGCAAACAGUUCUCUGAAUCUCUUUUCUUUUUUGUUUUUGUUUUGUUUUGGGGGAUUUUUUUCCUUUUUUCUUUCUUUCUUUCUUUUUUUUUUUUUUUUUUUUUUUUUUUUUUUUUUAAAGAAAAUUACCUGCAUUGGGUGGGAACUAAGGGUGGAGGGGAGGGAUCUGGGGUGAUAGACACAUAACAGUCACUUCUUAAAGAAGUGUAAUUGUAAAUAAGCCAUGUAAAAUGCCUUUUUAAAAUUUAAUUUUAUAGCUGGCUCCACUUCAAAGUGAGGGCUUCAUAUAUUAGAUCACAUUGGGUGGCAAACUUAACUGAGUUACCAUGCAGUUGAGGAUCGAGUGUCAUCUCCCAGAUUCCUGUCAUUUGGUGACAUGGGGCAGAGAAAAGAACUCUCACUACAGCUCCUCUUUCCUGCUUCCCUAACAGAGACUCAACAGCUAAGCAGGGACUGCUCUUAGAGCACAGUGUCCUCCUCUCUUACAGACCCCUCAAUGCUGGGGUGUGUGACGGUUGGGAGACAGGGGCGCAGGCUAUCACUCCAGUGUGGAAGGCAGAGGCUGGAGAACAGGAAGUUUGAGACCAGUGUGGGUUACCUAGCAAGUUCCAGGCCCACCUGUGUUGUGUAGCAGGGUCCCCGCGGACCCCAGCUCUCUGAACUUUGUUUUUGUUCCUUCAACAUCUCAGAGUGGUUGUUGGGUGACACUCCACUUUCUUUGGAACUUGGCCAGUUUCUCAGAGCUGUGCCUGUGUGACCAGCUGGCUUCAGUGGUUUCUCUGUUUCCGUUUUUGGUUUCUCAGAAGACACUGUGUUGUGCUAAUAAGCAAUUGAUUGGGAAAGGCUCCACCAAGGAGCAGAUGGCAUUGGGAUGCAGUGUGCCAGCCGGGGUCCAGGUGAGAUCUCACCAGAGCUUUGACAGGCAGCCAGCAGAGGUCCCCCUGCUUCCUACUGAACUCAAAACGGUCCCUGGUCCCUGAGCCCUCCCUUCUUGUGUUUGCUGCGCCCACAGCUGUCUCCACAGCAGGGCUCUGUGUGUGGUGAGGAGUGCUUCCUUCAGGCCUCCAACUUCUGUUCUUUGCCUUUUUGCCUUCAGCACCCUUGAUGUUCAUGGUUUACAUAGGUGGGUGUGGGGUGUGUAAAUAUAUGGGGUUGGGGUUUUUGCAUUGCACAAGUUGGUUCUGUGGACAUAUGAUCCCCACAGACUGUGGGAGUGAUUGGCCAGGCCUUGUUUUUCUUUUCUUUUUUUUUUUCCUUGUUUUUGUUCUUUUUGUAGAAUAGAGUGGUAUCUAGGGAGCAGAUGGUGUUGCAGAAUGCUUCCCGCUCAUAUGAGAGAGCAGGUGCCUGCCCUUGAGAGCACUAGUGAGCUGCAUCAUCUGUUUGCACUGGGCAAGGAGCUGCACGGCUGCGUUGACUUGCCUUUGUCUUACGGUACACACAGCAAUAAAGAUUGUGUCGAUCCCCA
Molecule: messenger RNA, 3127 nt
Organism: Phodopus roborovskii (desert hamster)
Lineage: Eukaryota; Metazoa; Chordata; Mammalia; Rodentia; Cricetidae
Gene: B4galt5
Product: beta-1,4-galactosyltransferase 5
Exons: 9
Coding region: 163-1329 (388 amino acids)
Biological process (GO): glycoprotein biosynthetic process; carbohydrate metabolic process
Molecular function (GO): UDP-galactose:glucosylceramide beta-1,4-galactosyltransferase activity
Source: RefSeq, a predicted model, not a curated record